This is a messenger RNA of Hipposideros armiger (great roundleaf bat), 3061 nucleotides long. RefSeq names its product kelch domain containing 1 (gene KLHDC1). Lineage: Eukaryota; Metazoa; Chordata; Mammalia; Chiroptera; Hipposideridae. The record is from RefSeq and is a predicted model, not a curated record. The transcript is spliced from 13 exons. Bases 336 to 1556 code for a protein of 406 amino acids. Gene Ontology annotation, molecular function: protein binding.
UGCAUCAAACCCCGUGGACCAGAAGUCCAUUUAUACAGUGAAUAUAGAAUUAGGUUGUAUCGUCCAAACAACACAGUCCCAAGGGCCACGAAAUCAGCGGUGGCAGGGUCCGGAGAAGCCAGGGUACCUCACUCCCUGCUAAGACCCAAGGCAUAGCUAACUGGCUCAGCUUCCGGGCGGGCUGCGGGACGGCGCAGACGCACUGGUUCCGCUUCGCCCACCAAUCUCGACCCUCGACGCGUUCCGUUCGUGCGUGGAGGAGCCAAGCGGGAGGCGAGGCCGCUCUGUGGUUAGGGGCUGCGGCGCACCGAGCGGCUGGGCCCAGCGACGGCGCGAUGGAGGACUCGCAGUUGUUUUGCGUGGCUGAGGAGCGAAGCGGUCACUGCGCGGUGGUGGACGGAAACUUCCUCUACGUGUGGGGGGGCUACGUGUCUAUUGAAGACAAUGAAGUAUAUUUGCCUAAUGAUGAAAUUUGGACCUAUGAUAUUGAUAGUGGGUUGUGGACAAUGCACCUCAUGGAAGGAGAACUCCCUACCUCCAUGUCGGGAAGUUGUGGCGCUUGCCUUAAUGGAAAGCUGUACGUUUUUGGAGGAUAUGAUGACAAAGGAUACAGCAAUCGACUUUAUUUUGUUAAUUUGAGAACAAGAGAUGGAACCUACAUUUGGGAAAAAAUUACCAACUUUGAAGGAAAACCACCCACACCACGUGAUAAACUUUCAUGCUGGGUAUAUAAAAACAGAUUAAUAUAUUUCGGUGGCUAUGGGUGUAGGCGACACAAUGAACUCCAAGACUGUUUUGAUGUUCAUGAUGCAUCUUGGGAAGAGCAGAUAUUCUGGGGAUGGCAUAAUGAUGUUCACGUAUUUGACACAAUGACGCAGAGUUGGUUCCAACCAGAAAUUAAAGGUGGAGUUCCUCCACAACCACGAGCCGCGCAUACGUGUGCAGUUCUUGGAAAUAAGGGCUAUAUCUUUGGCGGACGUGUUUUGCAAACUAGGAUGAAUGAUUUGCACUAUCUAAACUUAGACACCUGGACUUGGUCUGGAAGGGUUCCUAUUACUGGAGAGAGCCCCAAACAUCGGUCCUGGCAUACUUUAACACCAAUAGCUGAUGAUAAGCUUUUCUUGUUUGGUGGACUAAGUGCGGACAAUAUUCCAUUAAGUGAUGGUUGGAUUCACAAUGUCAUAACAAAUCAUUGGAAACAACUUACAUAUUUACCUAAAACAAGACCCAGGUUAUGGCACACAGCCUGUUUGGGAAAAGAAAAUGAAAUAAUGGUAUUUGGUGGGAGCAAAGAUGAUUUACUUUCCUUGGAUACAGGUCACUGUAAUGAUUUAUUGAUAUUUCAAACACAGCCUUAUUCACUACUCAGGUCUUGCCUUGACUGCAUUGGUAAAAAUGCUGUAAUUUUAGAAAAUCAAAUAUCUUUAUUACCUCCUAAACUUCUGCAACAAGUACUCAAAAAGAUAACAUUUUGGACUGCAGCCAACCACCGAGAAGAACAAAGAGCCCAAAAAGAAGAAACAGAAAAUAAAUAUCAGUGGAUCAGCAGCAAUUAAGUUGUUAUGUAUGCUAUAUAUUUAAUAUGUUUAAACAUUUUAAUCAGACUGUAUAUUUACCCCCACACCCCCAACCCGUGAAAUUGGAGGCUUUAUUUAGAAGAUAACAUUUGAAACCAAAAUGCUAUGUUAAAGUGACUCACGGCAUGGGAUAUAUAGGAAUGAGAUGUGAAUGGCAGAUUAAUUUAUAUUUGUAAAAUUAUUUCCUUAUCGGCUGCAGAAAAAAUAUACUUUCUGAAAGUAAGUACAAUUGUAAGAGAUGUUAACUCACUGUAUACUCAUUAUUGGAAAGAUUAUACAAAUUUGAGGAGAAUAUAAAUUAUCCAAGGACAAUAGAAAUCCCUCAAACUAAUGAUAAAUAGAUAAAAACACUACGUAUCAACUUUCAGAAAGAAUAGAUUUUUCUCAAGUCACUUUAAAAUUAUCGAAAGCUUCUCAUUAAAUAACUCGGUGACUGAAAUAACAUCUCCUUAAAUAACUAAUACAGCAGGCCAAAAUUAUAAAAUAGGCAAGCACUGGUAUGGUAUUAAAUGUUGAACACCUACCCUUUUACCACUCACCUAGUAAAGUAUUCUUAAGCAUCAUCAUAACUUUUCUUUUUCUUUCAUAACACUUUCAUCAAAUGUUUAUUUGAGCAGGGGAAUAAAUGUCUUCAAUUGGUUUCCAUUACCCCUGAGUUAUUAGUUUGUCUAAUCAUAUAUAUAUAUAUAUAUAUAUAUAUAUAUAUAUAAAGACCAUAUUGUAAAGUUUCUAAAGUGGGGAUUUAUCAUACAGGCUUUGGAAUAUUGAGAAGCAGUAUAUUUAUUAACUUUUGAGACAGAUUAAAAUACAUUUUUGCCUUGGAAGAGUGCUUCUAAAGUAAUUUUUGUAAAUAAUGAAAUGGGAUAGCAACCUAGUAAUUUGCCUUUAUAGAAACCCCUCAAUUUGGCCUACACCAUACUACAGAGUUGAUGUUCAAGGAUAUUGAAAAUAUGUUAUCUUCCCAUUUAUUUUCAGUAUUAGCUGCCUAUACAGAAAUGGAACACUAUAUUUAUCUUUUUAUUCCUUAAAAUAGUGCUGUUGCCAUAAUUCAAAAAUUGUACAUAUUAUCCCAGUCAUACCCUUUCCUUAAAAAGCUUGGUAUAUAGAAUUAUUCUCCAUAAUACCACCUGUAAGUUAUCUCUGAAAUUUAAAAUGUUAGAGGAAAUAUAUUUCUAUAUUGAAAUAUAUGUGUAAUUUAUAAUGAAAAUUAUAGUAGUUUGUAGUUUCAUUAAAUUUUAGAGAUAUAUUUUGUAUAUGUAUUGUAUUUUGGAUGUGUAAAUCUUCUAUUUAUGUAUUGAAACAUUUUAUUUAUUAUACAAACUGUAGAUUUACUAUUUUCCUAGUUUUGUUAGUGUGAACCAGUCAUUAGAAUUGAUUGUACAAACAUUUCAGUGUAAGUUUUCGUUUUUUCUUACUAUUUUAAGCUGGAUAACAGAUUGAGAAAAUGAAUUUCACAAGUAAUAUACAUCUUAGAAGUAAUUAUU